Messenger RNA from Apis florea (little honeybee), 1549 nucleotides. RefSeq names its product mitochondrial ribosomal protein L3 (gene mRpL3). The record is from RefSeq and is a predicted model, not a curated record. Gene Ontology annotation, cellular component: ribosome; mitochondrial large ribosomal subunit. NCBI's taxonomy places the organism in Eukaryota, Metazoa, Arthropoda, Insecta, Hymenoptera, Apidae. Gene Ontology annotation, molecular function: structural constituent of ribosome. Gene Ontology annotation, biological process: translation.
CUCUCCUUGUCUACGAAAUUUAUAUACUUAUAAAUUUAUAUUCAAAAGACCAAUCUAAUAACUGAGUAAUUAUCUAGAAAUCUUAAACUUUUUGUAUAAGAAAAAAAAUUACUUUUCAUUUGCUGCAUAUAUUCAUCCAUAAAUUGAAUAUAUUAGAUGCAGUAUGAAAGUGAUAAAAAAAUUUGAUUUCAAAUAUUGUAAAUAAAUAAUAAACAUGUGGUGCUAAUGUGCUUAAAUAUAUCAAAUACAAUAAAGAACAAGUUCAAUUAAUUAUAAUAUUAUUAAAAUAAUGAAUAAUUUAUUUUUGAACAAAUUUUAACAAAUUCACUAAUAAUAGUUAUGUUCUAACCUCAUUUAUAUAAAUUUUCAUUAAAUAUUUACAUCUACAUACAUUUCACGACAUAAUUAUUACGAAUAUGGCAUCAAUUUUAAAGACUUUUAAUGGAAUUCAACUAUUCAAUAAAUAUUUGAAACAAAGUAUUGAUAAAAUAUAUAUUCCUACUCGUGGUAGAAGAUUAAAUCCUCCACCAAAGAAACGUCAUCCAGAAUGGCUUCCAAAACCAACACGUGUAUUAUACAAUGAAGAACUUACUUCAGAAAAUAAAGAAUUUCUCUCAGAAAUUGUUUCAUCCACUAAAGGACUACUCAAUAAGAAUACAUCUCCAUUAAAUAAAGAAUUAAUUCAAUCAAAUGCAACAUGGACUCCAGGUUCUAAACGUACUGGUUUAAUUGGCAAAAAGAUAGGAGUAUAUCCAAUGUGGUUAAAAAAUGGACAAAAAGUAUUAACUACUCUAAUACAGAUUGUAGAUAAUGAAGUUGUAAAAUAUAUACCACCAGAAGAAUAUAAACCAGUUAAACCUAUUAGACAUAGAGUUAAAGUAAAAAAUGGUUGUCUUGUAUUAGGUGCUAUAAAUAUUGAUCCACAAUUACUUACUAAAGAAUAUUAUGGAAUAUUUAAUUCAGCAGGAGUUACACCAAAAAAAAUAUUAAUGAGAUUUACAAUUUCACCAAAUGCUGUUCUUCAACCAGGAACUCCUUUGUAUGCAACCCAUUUUAAACCAGGAGAAUUUAUUGAUAUUCGUGGAAAAACAAUAGAUCGUGGCUUUCAAGGUGUUAUGAAAAGAUGGGGCUUUAAAGGUAUGCCUGCUUCUCAUGGUGUAACUAAAACGCAUAGAAGACCAGGUAAUAUAGGUUCAGGAGGUGCAUUGGCUAGAGUAAUGCCAGGCACUAAAAUGCCUGGACACAUGGGAAAUCGUUGGCGUAUUCUUAAAGGUGUAAAGAUACUACGAAUAAACACUAAAUAUAAUGUAAUUUGGGUAUUAGCUCAAAACGUACCAGGAGAGCUAAAUACUAUGUGCUAUUUAUACGAUACGAUUUUACCUACUAAAAAAAGUACUUCGCCAUAUUUUCCUACAUAUUUGCCAAAUGAAAGUGAACUACCUGAAAAUCUUUAUGCAGACGAUGUUCAUCCAUUUGAAAAUCCUACAAUUGAAUUCCAAUCAGAAUCAUAAUUGUAAUAAUGUAAUAAAUAAAAAAAAUACUUUAUAAG